This is a messenger RNA of Notechis scutatus (mainland tiger snake), 2398 nucleotides long. RefSeq names its product fem-1 homolog B (gene FEM1B). The record is from RefSeq and is a predicted model, not a curated record. Gene Ontology annotation, molecular function: protein binding. Lineage: Eukaryota; Metazoa; Chordata; Lepidosauria; Squamata; Elapidae.
GCAUGCCAGGAAGCGUCCCGUCCUCCUUCCUGGGCGCUCCGGGGAGGCCUCCGCGGCUCGGCCCUUCGCAGCUCCUCCCGGUGCCGCCGCCGCCCGCCCUCCGCGGGGCUCCUGCAGGAUCGCGGCCGGCGGGCAGGAGGGGCGCUCCGGCGCUCCCGGCGGACGCUGCGCCCCGAGGGCCCCUUCCCAGGAGGCGCGCUGCCCGGCAGAGGCGGAGACGGCCGGCCAUGGGGCCCGUCUGACCGGCCGCGCAUGGUGGGCGACGGGAGCGGCGGGACGACGAGGAGCGCCGGCGCCCCCGCGGACCCCAAGGGGGCCGGCCCGCAUGCCCGCGCCCGCUGCGGAGCCACGGAGGGGGGAGAGCGGGAGGAGCCCCGGCCGGCCCCGGCCCCUCCGGGGGAGGCCGGCGGGGCGCGGUGGCGGUCCCUGCAGGAGCAGGCGGCCAUGGAGAGCCUGGCCGGCUACGUCUACAAGGCGGCCAGCGAGGGCCGGGUGCUGACCCUGGCCGCCCUGCUGCUCAACCGCUCCGAGGGCGACGUCCGCUACCUGCUCGGCCACGUCACGCACCAGGGCGGGCAGCGGUCCACGCCGCUCAUCAUCGCCGCGCGCAACGGGCACGCCAAGGUGGUCCGCCUGCUGCUGGAGCACUACCGGGUGCAGACGCAGCAGACCGGCACCGUCCGCUUCGAUGGUUACGUCAUAGAUGGAGCCACAGCACUGUGGUGUGCAGCUGGGGCUGGCCACUUCGAAGUUGUCAAGCUUUUGGUAAGCCAUGGGGCGAACGUUAACCACACUACCGUGACCAAUUCCACCCCUCUGCGGGCUGCCUGCUUUGACGGCAGGCUGGACAUCGUCAAGUACCUUGUGGAGAACAAUGCCAACAUUAGCAUUGCUAACAAGUAUGACAACACUUGCCUUAUGAUCGCUGCUUACAAGGGCCAUGUCGACGUGGUGCGCUUCCUUCUAGAGCAGCAUGCUGAUCCCAAUGCCAAAGCACACUGUGGCGCUACAGCAUUGCACUUUGCAGCUGAGGCGGGUCACUUGGAGAUUGUCCGGGAGCUAGUCAAGUGGGAAUCUGCCAUGAUGGUGAACGGCCAUGGCAUGACGCCUCUGAAGGCAGCUGCAGAGAGUUGUAAAGCUGAUGUUGUGGAGCUGCUGUUGGCACACGCGGACUGUGACCGCAAGAGCAGGAUCGAAGCUUUGGAACUCCUGGGUGCCUCCUUUGCAAACGACCGGGAAAAUUAUGACAUCAUGAAAACCUAUCAUUAUUUAUAUUUAGCCAUGCUCGAGCGGUACAGAGAUAGCGAGAACCUUAUAGAGAAGGACAUCCUGCCCCAGAUAGAAGCCUAUGGCAACCGGACGGAAUGCCGAACUCCUCAGGAGUUAGAACGCAUUCGCCAGGACCGAGAUGCUUUGCACAUGGAGGGCCUCAUUGUCCGUGAGCGGAUCCUGGGCUCUGAUAACAUCGAUGUGUCGCAUCCAAUUAUUUACCGUGGUGCUGUUUAUGCCGAUAACAUGCAGUUUGAACAGUGCAUUAAGCUCUGGCUCCAUGCUUUGCAUUUACGACAGAGAGGCAGUAGGAACACCCACAAGGACCUUCUCCGAUUCGCUCAAGUUUUCUCUCAGAUGAUACACUUGAAUGAGCCUGUGAAAGCCAAGGACAUUGAGAGCGUCUUGAGAUGUAGCGUCCUGGAGAUAGAGCAAGGCAUGGCCAGGGUCAAAAGCUCUCCAGAAGCUGAGCUUCACACAGCCAUGGACAACUACGAAUGCAAUAUCUUUACCUUCUUGUACUUGGUGUGCAUCUCAACCAAAACCCAGUGUAGAGAUGAGGAACAAUCACGAAUUAAUAAACAGAUUUAUAACUUAAUCCACCUGGAUCCCAGGACACGAGAUGGGUCUAGUUUGUUACACCACGCGGUCAACUCCGGUACUCCAGUCGAUGACUUCCACACCAAUGACGUCUGCAGCUUCCCUAACGCCCUGGUCACCAAACUUCUUCUGGACUGUGGCGCGGACGUCAACGCGGUGGACCACGAGGGAAACACUCCGCUGCACGUCAUAGUCCAGUACAACAGGCCCAUUAGUGACUUUUUGACCUUGCAUUCUAUCAUCAUCAGCUUGGUGGAGGCCGGUGCUCAUACAGAUAUGACAAACAAACAGAAAAAAACACCUCUCGACAAAAGUACGACGGGGGUGUCCGAAAUCCUCUUGAAGACUCAAAUGAAACUGAGCCUGAAGUGCCUGGCUGCUCGAGCUGUGCGGGUUCAUCAUAUCGGUUACCACAAUCAGAUCCCCAAGGCGUUGGAAGAAUUUGUAGAAUUCCACUAGGAAUCCGCACCUAGACGGUGAUAUCUCCCUCUCCCUCCAUGAAGGGUCAGAUAAAAUGUCAGACACAUAG